AUGGUCGACGACAUUCUUUCCACGGUCCUCUCCUACGCCGGCUGGGCAUUUCUCCCAAGAAACAUCUACUACCGCAUCACCAUUCGCGCCGGCGACCCUCAUCCCUCCCCCUCCAGCCCCCGCUACGCCCGCCACUACCGAAGAAUCUACAUCGCCGUCAUAGCCUCCUACCUCCUCUACACCCUUUACGAAACAUACCACAAACUCCGCGUAGAGGGCGACUUCUACCAACUGCUAGGGGUGCUCCCGACAUCGAACGAUCGCACUAUCAAAUCACGCUUCCGUCGCUUAGCCGCCCUGCACCACCCGGACAAGCGCCAAAGCCAGCAGUACAUUCUCAACAGCGAUGGUGACGGCUAUGAAUCGCCCGACGCGCUCUUUGUGCAGUUGAGGCUGGCGCAGGACACGCUGCUGGAUCCCGUCAAGCGAUUUGCGUACGAUCGGUUUGGGCAGGCGGUGGUGGAAGGGUCGAAGGCGAAGACGAUGGGCGAGUUUCUGUUUGCGGGAUUGCGGGUGCUGUUGCCCCAAUACAUAGGCGGGUUUAUCGUGAUGGUGCUGAUGAAUCUGUUCUGGCUCUCUGCUUGGGGUCGAUAUUGGCGCUUCUACAUCUCCUUCGCUCUCCUCGCCCUCGAACUAGCUCUCCUCACCCAUCACAACGGCACUUUCAUUCCAGCCUCCCACUUCCCUACCUGGCUCUCCACCCUCCUCCACCUCGACGCCUUCUACCUCCUCCCCUUCCAAAGCCUCAUCCUAGCCCGCAACGCCUCCAUGACGCUAAACAUUUUCAUCUCCCAUCUGACACCACCAGACUCUUCCUCUUCAUCAUCCUCGUCAAGGUCAGCGUCAGCCGGAAAUGGCGGCUUAAACCCCCCGACUCAGGCGCAGCUUACACAGCUGGUGAAUCUAGCGCGGGCGAAUGAGGCUGAGGCGACGAGGCUGUUGCAACUGGGGCUGGUGCCGUUCAAAGGGGAUGAGGAGAGUGCGGGGAAGUUGCGGAGGGGGAUGAAGGAAGUGUUGGUAUUGGGGUCUGUAAGGGAUGCGCCAGAGGUUAAGGAGGCGGUGAGGAUGGUCAUGGAGAGGAGGGGUGGGGUCGGGAGUUGA
Messenger RNA from Histoplasma mississippiense, 1101 nucleotides. RefSeq lists its product with no specific name. The record is from RefSeq and is a predicted model, not a curated record. Lineage: Eukaryota; Fungi; Ascomycota; Eurotiomycetes; Onygenales; Ajellomycetaceae. The coding region runs from base 1 to 1101 and encodes 366 amino acids. Gene Ontology annotation, molecular function: protein-folding chaperone binding; misfolded protein binding. The transcript has 3 exons. Gene Ontology annotation, cellular component: endoplasmic reticulum.